AUGAAUAAUCAAGGUUUUGAAAGCGAUUCUAAAUCAGACAGAAGGUUUAGUGAACGAUCGUCCGUUUCGCAAGAUUCUAAAGUCAUUCUUUGGCCUCCAAAUAGUAAACCAUCACAAGAACAGGAUGUUCAUACAAUCUCACUCGACGAACUCUUUGAUCGUUUACACACUAAUCCAAGAACGGGCCUCUCCAGUAGCUUCGUAGCGGAUGCUCGCGCUUACUAUGGCGCAAAUAAGCUUACUCCUCCUAAGCCACCAAACUACGUUCUUCUCCUCAUACAACAACUACUUUCAGGAUUUAACAGUAUUCUUUGGUUUGCUGGUGUUCUCGCUUUUCUUGCUUGGAAACCGUUGGGUGAUUCCAAAACAGCAUCAUCAAAUCUAGCAUUAGGCAUUGUUAUAUUCAUUGUUAUUAUUUGCAACUCCGUCCUGAACGUCUAUCAACAGCUCAAAUCAAUCAAAAUCGUCGCGGCUUUUUCCAAACUUCUACCUACCCUGGCCACCGUUCGACGAGAUGGAAGUGAACAACAAGUCGUCACUGAUGAGAUCGUUCCAGGUGACAUCAUUCUCAUUCGAAUGGGUGAUAAACUGCCAGCUGACUGUCGGUUCAUUGCCUGUGAUGGUCUCAAGGUGAACACGUCCGAGCUGACAGGUGAGUCGAAGCCAAUAACAGCAUCGGUUCGUUGUUCGAGUGAAGUGUUCAUGGAAUCGACUAAUAUCGGUUUUUACUCGACUAUGGUUGAACAAGGAACAGGGGAAGCGGUAGUGAUUGCCACCGGUGACAAUACCGUGUUGGGUAAAAUGGCCGAAUUGACUAAAGGCAGUUCAGGCGAUGAAAUCACGGGUUUACAUCGGGAAGUUAACCGAUUCGUUCUCUUUGUUGUAUUGGCAACGUUAGUAGCCAUUGCUGUUUUGUGGAUAACAUGGGCAGCAUGGUUAAAUAAUCAACAUCCCGGAUUUGUAACCGUCAACGAAAACAUUGUUAAUUCGGUUGGAAUGAUCGUUGCUCUCUUACCAAUGGGAUUACCAUCCGCUGUAACAUUAGCGUUGACUCUCGUCGCACAACAGAUGUACCGACAACGAGUCUUGGUGAAAAGCUUACAGAUUGUCGAAACGUUCAAUACGGUUUCAGUCAUUGCUACAGAUAAAACUGGAACAUUGACACAGAACAGGAUGACCGUUACGCAUCUUCUUUGGGAUGUCGAUGGUGUUUACAAAGCACCAUUACCACAAAGAAAAAUAGAAGAGGUCGGGUUUUUCCAGAUUCUACGACGUUUAUCGGAUGAUGCAAUUAAAUUGGUUCGUCGUCUUUCGGACAGCACAAGGGACUAUGCACGCAAGUUAUCAAAUGGUAAUCGUGAUCAAUCAGAGCGGAUGCCUCUGGUGAAUAACAAUGGCGAAAAGAUAGAUGAAAGUGACAAACCGGAUCACGUUGCUAUUCAAGCAUUUCGCGAUCUACUACUCGGCGCAGCCCUUUGUAACAAUGCCGUAAAACAAACUAUCAAAGAGAUUGAAUUAGGCGAUAAAGAUGUUCAGAUGAAACCCAAAUUACAACUAGUAGGCGAUGCUGCUGAUACUGCAUUGUAUCAUCUUUGCGCCGAUCAAUGUUCGGUUCAUAUUGAACGAGUACGAAAUGUCAAUCCACGCUUAAAAGUUCUACCGUUCAAUUCAACGAACAAAUUUAUGAUUACUGCCAAUCAAAUGGAGAUAUUAGACAAUUCGAAAUCGGAUGGAGAUCGUAGUGUACUCAUCAUCAUAAAAGGUGCACCUGACAUAGUUCUGCAGCGAUGUUCAGCUUACAAAACAAGUACCAACGAAAUUCUUCCCCUAGAUACCGAAACAAAGAAAACACUGGUCGAUCGUCAGGAAGUAUUGCGUCGAACUGGUUAUCGUGUUAUUGGUAUGUGUCAGUUCAAACUCACACGUCAAGAGUACGAUGACAUGAUGGAAAGAUAUGAUACGAAACAACAGCUGUCGACAACAUCCACCGAAGAGAGCGAAGACUUACAAGGAUUUCCAUCCGACGGCUACUGUUUGAUUGGCUUUUUCUCACUACUCGAUCCACCUCGACCCGAAGUUCCAGACGCUGUCAUCAAAGCUCGACGAGCUCAGAUUCGAGUUGCCAUGGUCACCGGUGACCAUCCAACCACUGCAAAAGCCAUCGCCAAACAAGUCAACAUCUUCACGCCCGAAAUCGCCGACAUCAACGGAGUCGAUUCCUUCAAACUUGAACAAGGUGCCAACGGAAACUACAUGCUCAAUCUCUAUCGAAACGACAAACUCAUUCAACAGCACGAGCCAGGCGAAAUCAAACGAACCGAUUCACUGUCGAAGAACGCUCGAGAAAUGCAGCGACGAGCAUCGAUCGCAGCAGGUGAGAUUGUUCCUGAGAAUCCGCCGUGGUAUGUUCGUGCAUGGCGCUCCAUUCGUAAUCAGUUCGUUGAGCCAGAAACUGAUAUCGAGCCCACGGACAAGAUGGAAUAUAUUCCUUAUGCGAUCGUUGUAGCUGGCGCUGACAUCAAUCACAUGGAUGACUUCAUGUGGGACUGGGUAUUGUCUCAUCAAGAGUUGGUAUUUGCUCGAACGACACCUGAGCAGAAGCUGCAGAUCGUGACAGAAUUUCAGAGACGAGCAGAGAUCGUGGCUGUAACAGGUGAUGGUACGAACGAUGCACCUGCGCUGAAGUGUGCACAUCUUGGUGUUGCUAUGCAAUCGGGAACGGAGGUGUCGAAAGAAGCUGGUGACAUGAUUUUAUUGGACAAUAAUUUUGCAUCGAUUAUCCAAGCGAUUGAAACGGGCCGUUUGUUAAGUGACAACUUGAAGAAAGUCGCUGUCUAUCUUCUGCCGGGAGGGUCAUGGGCACAGAUCUGGCCGUUAUUCUUCAGCUUGUGGUUUGGUAUGCCAUUGGCAUUAUCUGCUUUUCUAGCGAUUGUGUUUUGUAUGCUUAAUGAUGUAUUCCUAUCUCUUGCUAUGGUAACGGAGAGUCCUGAACGUGACAUUAUGUCUCGUCCACCAGCUAUUCGCUCAAAAGAUCACUUGCUCAACUGGAAACUACUCUUGCAUGCAUACGUAUUUGUUGGUACUAUAGAAUGCUUCACAGGUUUCUUCUGUUUCUGGUACUAUUGGUCUGAUCACAAAGUUCCAUUGACUUCCUUCAUGUUCACAUAUGAAAAAUUUGGUGUCGAUCCCAAAACUCCUUACUCCCUUGCGCAACUAACGGAAAUGAAAUACGUUGCCCAAUCAGUGUAUUAUUGCUCAGUAUGCUUGUUUCAAGUUUUCAAUUAUUUUGCUACUCGCACUCGUUAUACCUCAAUCACCGAGCAUAACCCGUUCUGGGGCAAAGGACGUAAUUUGUACGCAUUCGGAGCAAUUCUAAUAUCGAUCAUUAUUCAAAUAAUAGUUACACAAGUUUUUUGGUUUAAUCAAGUCUUUCAUACGGCACCAGUACCUGUAAAAUACGUAUUGCCAACAUUAGGAUUUGGUGCGCUAUGGUUGCUUAUCGAUGAAUUGAGAAAAUGGUUUGUUAGAAAUUAUCCGGAUGGUCUUACAGCAAAAAUUGCUUGGUAA
This is a messenger RNA of Adineta ricciae, 3567 nucleotides long. The record is from the annotation of a GenBank genome assembly. Lineage: Eukaryota; Metazoa; Rotifera; Eurotatoria; Adinetida; Adinetidae.